This is a messenger RNA of Podarcis lilfordi (Lilford's wall lizard), 28887 nucleotides long. NCBI's taxonomy places the organism in Eukaryota, Metazoa, Chordata, Lepidosauria, Squamata, Lacertidae. The record is from the annotation of a GenBank genome assembly.
GAAUGCGCGCGCACGGCGACGGUGAUGGAAAGCUGUGCAUCGUUUCCUUCUUUGUACUUUCGUGCAUUCCGAAUGUGGUGGGAUAAAAAGAUACGGACAGGGGCGAAUUAUGGCUGCAGUAUGUUUGCAAACCCUAAGUUACCUUGCUUCAUGCCUAAAAGAGGCAACUAGAUUUGUAAAUAGAAUUAAUGUCAUUUCUUGCGCAUCUUUGGACUUUUACUUCCCAUGCGUGGAACGGGUUUGAAUUUUUAGCUUUAAAGACUAAAAUUUUGACUCUUAUUUGGUUUAUUUUUUACCUGCCGAUGCGUUGCUUGAAUUGUGGUCGUUUUAUUAUUUGUUUGUGGCAGGGGUGCCCAUGUUUCCUUUAAAUAAUGUUUGGAUGCUUGCAUUACAUAAAGUAAAUAAUAAGUCUGGUAGAGCCUAUUGCAGGGGGCUUAUCUAUAACUUUUGUUAUAUGUAGUUAUAUAGCAAUUCUUGCUGCUAAUUAUUUCUAGCAUAACUUAAUGUGAAAAUGGUUUUACAGUACAGUAUGUGGUACUAGUCCAGCUCUACAUGCACACUAUACCUUUAAAGCACAUUCAAAGCACAUUCCUUCCCUCAAAGAAUUAUAGGCACUAUGGUUUAUCCCUCACCAGUACAAUUCCCAGUAACUCUGAACAAACUACAAUACCCAGAAUUAUUUGGGUCUGGGGAAUGUGCUUUUAAAAUAUAGUCAGUGUGUAUGCAACCUCAAUAGGCCACUGUAAACAAGACAAUGGCUUUCAUUCUAAAGAAAAGUGGCAGGUUCAACAAGGUUAUUUCCAUCUAAAUGGGGUAAACCUCCAUUCCUGUGUGACACAGUUGCAAUUCUCCACACACUCCAAAGUGUUUCUAUUUUUAAUAAUAAUAAUAAUAGACUAAACAAGCACAUACAUGCACCUGCACAUUUAACAUUUUGGCUACUUUUUCCUGGUGCUUUCACAUUUGCCACCAUGGGCUCCUUUUGGAGGAAGGGCAGGGUAGAAAUUUAAUUUUAAAAAUACUUCUGGAACUGUAUCAUACUGAGUUGGCCAAUGGCCAGUGUUGCCUGCUCUUGACUGCAGUGGUCAGAGGUCUUUCCCAUCACCUACUAUUUGAUCUUUUUAACCGGAGCUGCUAGGAGUUGAACUUCAGACACAGAAACCUGCCAUAUGAGUCAGACCAUUGGUUAUCAAGCUCAAUACUCCCGACCCUGACUGGCAGUGGCUCUCCAAGGUCUGACUCAGCCCUACCUAGAGAUGCUGAGAACUGAACCUGCGAUCUUCUGCAUGAAAAGCAGGUGCUCUGCCACUGAGCUACAGCCUUCCUUUCUGAAAGCUUCUACAUGUACACUUCCACUGUGCUAUAGACAUUCCCUACUGUAAAUAACAACAUCCAUCUCAAUUCUGUGCUUGUUGGGAAAGUUGACAGGAAAGCUUUAGACAUCUUGAUAAUUUUUAGUGCAUUUAGAUCUGGACAUUAAUUGCUUUGUCUUUGCUGUUUUAAGGUUGUUUUUUAUAUACAGUAUUACGCUUGCCUGUUUAUAGAUGGUUUGGGUGAGGUUUUACACUGGCUCUGUGAUUUUAUGUUAUUUGUAUUGAGGUUGUCUUAUGGAUUGCAUUGUAUUUGCAUAAUUUAUAGAUUUCUGUAAACUCCCUUGGGAACUUUGAUCAGUGGGUUGUUCUAGAAAUGGCACAAAUACAUAAAUGUUCACUCAGAAGCAACUUAUGCAACUUAUGCCCAAGUAACUGUGCUUAAGCUUGCAGCUUUUGUUACAAAUAAUACAGUAUUAGCUAGACUGGGGACGCUGUCAUGAAGACCCAUAACACAUAUCAAUGAAGUAGGCCACACUUUAAUAGUAUUCAUGACCCCAUUUUAAUACUGGGGGACUGAGGCAGAGAGACAGCACAUUCAAGGCCAUGUGAUAGCUGCCCACAUUUUGCAGGUCAAAGUUUGUUGUUAACAAGCUUAGUAAAAGUCUCAUUUAGAUUAGUGAGUGUAUCUUGCUCCAUAGCCACUCAACCUCCUAUGCAAACAUUUUAAUUUUUGUGUGUAAAAUACGACAUUGGAGUAUUGAACCACGCUCCUCUGCUCUUGCCAACUAAACUGUUUUUCUCAUUCAAUCAACACCAGAAUGUUAACCAAUGACACAGUUAAUUUUACAAACUGAAACUGUUGCCAUAGCUCCAGUUCAGCUUGAAAGAAUAGCCUUUUUAUCCUGGUUCUAAAGUUGUUUGUGCAACAUACUUAAUUAUUUCUUUCUUACAACUUUAAUUCCAAAUAACCAUACUAGUUCCUCUCGCUGUAUAACUCCAGUUGAAUUUCAAUGGAUUUUGCUUGGGUUUAAGUGCAUAUAAAUGUGCAAAGGCUUGAGAAGCAGAAAAACUGCAUGCAGACUUGGGUCGUCAUAUUGUAAAUAGUCUUAUCACCAGCAGCUUAUGCUGACAUGAUCUUUAAUCCUCGUCAUACAGAACAGCUUGGCAUAACCUUUGUCCACUUCUUUGAGGAGGGAAAAAAAAACCCCGAUGUUUUAUCGUGGUGAGGUGACUCAGAACAACUUUAAACAUGCUCAGUUUGUAAGUGAAAACCUCAGAAAGCAAAGUGAAAGAGAAGCACAUUAGUAAGAAUGGUGGGCCAUCAAAAACGCAAAAUAGAAGGAGCUGCAGCAAUUCAUUCCUACAAAUGUCAGCGAAAGGUGAGUGUUGCUUUUAUUUCUCUCCGCUAAAAAUAAAUCAAUCAUACAUGUAAUUAUAAAAUCAGAUAAUUACUCAUAAACAAGAUUUUAUUUAUUUUAACAUUUAUAAGCUGUACGUUUUGCCAAAAAUGACUUGUGAAGUAGCAAUGUAAAGAUGUACAUCUUUAUUGAUAUAUAUAUUACAGCAAAUACAGCUUUAGGGUCUUAGACCACGAUGACUGAUUUCCACCACCACCUCUCAAAAGGGUGUACACAUUAUUUGAGGCUAUAGUAUAUUGCAAGCUAAGGCACCAAUGUAAAUAGUGAGACAGUAGUUUAAAUGUACAAAACUUAGUAGAAAAGUUACGAUUGCAUUGUGGUAAACAGUCUGCAGUGGGUGAUGUGACAUCCCUUAUUUCUUCAACGUUCUUGUAUGCCAUUAUGACUUAGUAAGCAAAUUUUAGCACUUGCAUUAAAAAUUGGCAUGGAUGCCCGAUGCCCAAUGUGUCAUGGGCCCCAUGGAGACUUCUUGUUAGGGCUGGGCAGAGGCGGGGGGGAAUAAUGGGAUGUGGAGCUGGAUCCCGGAGAGGGACCCAGCUGUCUGGAAGGUUCUGAACUGGGUACUGAAGAGGUGCAGAGUGGAUUGUCAGGGAAGAUCUCUACUUUGGUCAUCAGACAUCCAGAGUACAGUGACAGAGCGACUUGACUUGAUGCAGCACUGCCUUCUGCCUGCAAACUGCUUCCCACCCCUAGAGGGGCACCUGAGGCUAGAUCAGACAAUGAGUCAAUCUUGUCAUUUCCACCUCCAUUUGCAAAGAUGCAGCAAAGGCAGACACAGCAAACCCAUCCUGUAUUCGUAACAGUGUCUGCUUGCUUGCCCAGUCCUAUGGCUUGGGGUGGCAACUGCAGGAAUAAAUGUGCCCACCCUGCUCUUCAGAAAAGGCAUAUAUGGAUGGGGUAUCAAGUUUUUGGACAUUGCCUUAGCUUAUGCCUAACUCCGCUGUGAACUUCUGAACCAUGUAGCCUGAUAAAUGGUUCAGCAUUGAAGUGAAUUUUGCAAUUAAGCCUUUGGCAGCCACCAAGCUAUGACCAUGUGUGGGAGCCAGAACACAAUCAAAUACUCUUUUUCAGAGGAGAAGCGCCUGUUUGUUGUUUUAUUGUGGUCAUCCCUAGCUAAAUACACGGUGCUGCUGACCUUCCUCACAAGGCUGUUGUUGUAAAGGAUACUUAAUACGAUUUUUGUUUACUUAAUGUAAUAGGUUUCCAUCUCAUUUUCCUAUGCAGCUAUAUUCAAAGUUGCUAGCAAUGACUCCAAACACUAAAACUAUAAAAUCACAAUCUAAAACCACAAGAAUGGAAGUUCUAAAAAUACCAUAUCAGAGUCACAAAAAAGAAAACACUUGGAAAACAGCACCAGAAUAGCCCAGUGAAAAAUAUGUCAUUUCAGCAGUAUCUAUUAAAACCCAAAAGUCUGCAUAAGCUGGUGAGUCUUAAGACCUGAAGGUGGGAAGAGAGAAUAUGAUGGAUCUCCCCAAGAAUGGCAUGCCACAAUUGUAUAUAAACUUAAAUAAGGUGCUUUGACCAUUCCGAAGUAUUUAUAUAAUUGCUAAAUAUCAUCAUCACCAAUAAUACAUUAGCUACAAGAAUAUGUUGCAGUUUGUCAUAUAUUUCCAACAACAAAUUUUUGAGUACUGGGACAGUUUGAUUUCCCUGCAACAGAAAUGCUUUAUAUUCAUGCAGUGACUGAAAACUCUUGAGUAAAAAGGCUUUUAUACAACAGAAAAUCAUUGGGAAUUAUUCUCCUUUAGUUUGCAGAAGAUCUCAGCCUUAAUGAUAAGACAAAAAUAAGUAAAAUACUGGUCCUGAUUCCCCCCCCAAUAUGGUGAAUUUUGGUGAAGUUUUGUUACACUGUUUUGAUUUGUUUUGUUACUCCUACAUCUCACAAACUCUGAACUUCCUCCAUAGUCCAUUUUAUAUGCCCUUUUUUGCUUUCUCUUCUGACUUUCCCCCCUUCUCCCCUGCAUAAAGCCAUCCUCUUUGUCUGAAGUGACAUUUAAAUAAUACAGCUUAUCUGUAAAGCUUUAGCUAUGAGUCAUUCUGCUACAGCUGGUUUAGCUUCCAUUUCACCAAGGAUGUUGUUUUUAAUUAUGUUGCUAGAGUCAAAGCAACUUCCACAACUAAAAGUGCUUUCAGAGAUCUGCUUCCACUGGUACCCAAAGCUCCAGAGAGGAAGCAAAAGUUCCCUCUAGGAAAAUGCCAUCUAGUACUGGAUAUUGACUGUGCCGGCAAUGGUUCAUGCAGAUCCUGCCAGUACAUUUGCACUAGCAACAAUAAGCAUAAUCAGCCCCAUAUGGAUUGUGGGUGUUAGUCACUGCCUGGAAGUGCUUUGAGUUGCCUUUUUACUUUGUUGCAAAAGCUUAACAUUUAUCAUGGCCUGGUAUUAAGACUGAAAUAUCAACUGCUCAGAGAAGUCAGACCGACUCACCGCCCUUUCCUAAGUAGAGCCCUCCAUCUUGGAUCCUGCACACCAUACACUAAAACCUGGUGAAAUACCACUGCCCUCUAAGGAAUGGACCUCAGGCUCUUCCAGUGAACAGAAGAAACCUUUCCCAACUUGGGAAGUGUUAUUCAACCAAAUCACUACUAUUCUAGCCUUCACCUCCUGGAAGGAGCUAGUGUCUGAAGAACAAGACACGGGUCCUUAAAGAUGUAGUCAGUUAAGGUCACUUAAGGGGAUAGAGCUCCCAGAAAGACAUUGCUGGCUAGGCCAUAAAACCCCGACCAUUGCUCCAGGCUAGAGCUGAGGUCAUGUCUGUAACCUUAGUUGGGAAAUUGCUGGCCAUGGUCCUGAACUCACACCAAGAAUCUCUGGGCUGCAAUUAUGUCUAGUGUGCUGGACCUGCCCUGUUUCAGAUCAGUGCCAGCUUUCUUUGUGUCCUCAUGCUUGUGCUGUUGGAUCUCUGGGAUGCUAGAAACUCUCAUGGAUCGGGAGAAUUCCAUAGGUGGCUUUGUAUUAUAUCUUGUAAAAAAUAAAUAUGGGUCUUUGUUUUUUUUAAAAAAAAUAAUAUUUAUUAAAAGUUUAAAGAUUACAGAAAAAGGAAAAAAAGAAAGAAAAAAUAAACAAUACAAAUCAAUACAUUGCUAUGCAUAAAAAAAGAAAAAACAAAAGACACAAUACAUCAAAACAAAAGCAGAAGCAAAAACAAUUAAAAACACAUCCAAUGUUUCCAUAUCUUUGUCUUUCAUUAAUUCAUUAACUUGUUUCAUCAACCUCCUCACGCCUCCCUUUUUUGUGUUCUAAUUAUUAAUUAUUUCAGCAAAUCCUUUCCGUCUUUCACUAUUUUCUGUCAUAUAAUUGUCAUAAUUUAUUUUAACCUUAUCUUACCAUUAAUACCCUGAAACUUAUUUGUACUUAACUCCUUAUAACAUUUCUACUAAAGCCGUGUAAUUUCAUUCCAACAUUUUUCUAACACUCAUUAAUUUUACAAUGUUUCUAUAAAUAAAUUUUAAACUUUUUUCCAAUCUUCUUCCACCGUCUCUUCUCCCUGGUCUCGGAUUCUGCCAGUCCUUUCUAUCAGUUCCAUAUGGUCCAUCAACCUGGUGAUCUUCUGUCCGAGGCUCUUAACUCUUUUCCAUGUCCCUUCUGCAAAUCUUCUUCAUAUUUGUACAUGCACUUUACUUUAUCUUCUGCUGAUCUUAUUCUUAAUUUCCUUCCUUUGACACUGAGGAGUAGAUCUCGGGGAAGCUCCAACCUAACAAUGUCUUUAUUCCUUCUCGACAGGUCAGCCCAUUCUCCAUAGUCAAAACUAGAGUCCAAAAGAUAUUUCAGGACGUGUUUCAACUGGCUUUCUCUAAAUUCAAUCAUAGAAGGCAACAGCUUAUAUUCAUCAAAUUGUCUCUGUAGGACUGGGGCUCUCUCCACUUGUAUUACUUGAGGUUCUACAACAACUUUCUCCCUCGUCUUCUCCACAACUUGCCAUGUCGAAGUAGAUUCCUGAAUCGAUUCCUGAGUAGUUUCUGUAUAGAUAUUCACUUCUUGUCCCAAAUCAGUCAUUUUUUGUCCCAAAUUAUCAAUUUUAAUAGUCAUCACAUCCAUCUUCUCAUGAAGCUGUUCCAAUAAAGCACUUAUCUUGCAAAAUGCAAUCACUAAGGCUUCUUCUGUCGACAUUCUUGUCCAAGGUCAAUCUCUGAUUCUCACGGUCUUUUAUCUCUGCAGCUGGAAAAUUCCCCAGCUCCACUCCUGCAACAGUUUCAAAAGCUCCUCUAGAGGAAACAAUUUCUAUUUGUAUCCGUCCUUUUAAACGCAGAUCCAGCAACAAAGUUAGUUUCAAUCUUUCAGUUACUUUUGCUCCUUUUUGAGUGCAAAAGGAAACAAUGGAAACAAUAUAUUUCUCUUAUUUAACUAUCUGUCAACGUACGUUUUAUUCACAGUCAAUGAACUUUCCCAAAACGUCAAUCUUACUGGCAGCCCGUUCCCAGGUUCAAAACGGUGGUAGUUUGUCUUUCUUCACUCUCUCUCCUGCAGGCUUAGGCGAACUAAAAUUUCCCCCCUCUUCUCCUGCUUCCAAGGGGGGGUUAAUAAUUUUAACCAAUGGAAAUUUAAUCCUUUACAAAAGGCUCUCCAAGACUUUAGCUUACAGCGUCUUUGCUCAAUCUAUUUACAAAAGAGGAAGGCGGACUUCCUGUUUGAAACCUUCCCGUUUCGGUGCCGAAUUAAGAUGUUUAAAGAUCCAAUUUUCCGUUCUACUCACGGGUAGUUGUUUAAAGUCCAAUUGUCCACAGGAAAAGUCAGCACUCUCCGGCAGCGGCAAUGCGGCUUCACUCCGUGAAAGAAGCAGUCAAUUCGAAGCACCGCGCCGCUCACCCCACGUCGCUCCGGAUCCCCGAAACCGGGUUUCCCCGCGAGUAGGGGAGGUGCAAAAGGUGCCAGCCGAAUCCCACAUCCACAGGCUUCUCCCGCCUGUGGUUUUUAAUGGGUCUCCGCCUCGCCGUGGCGGCCAGACCCUGAGUUUCACGGAGCGGAUUCCUCCCGAUCAGAGGAAUUCCGCCAUUGCUGGAGGCGCUAACCCGGAAGUCAAAUAAAUAUGGGUCUUUGAAGGGUAUGAGUCCUGUAAGCCAUGUGAUGUGAAAUGGGCACAAAAGAUGGUCAAAACAACCAUCUACUAGAUUGUCCACUUAUCAGACACAUACCUGGAGCUCUACAAGUGCUACAUGAAAUUACAUGAACUGUCAUAGAUAUCUAAGUAGAUGUGUGGAAAGAAGGCAAAACCCCAAAUACACUUCAGAUGUCUCUUAUUUUUGUGAUAUAUCAGUUAUCCAGAAUGCAGCUUCCAUACCUAUAAGCGCCAUCUGUUAGGACUGGAUACCAUGCCAGAGUUCUUCAGGCCCUAGUUGGUUUAAUGUCUGUGCUUCACUUGUUGCUCACCAGUUGCAGCCUGAUUGGGAUUAGCAAGCCUCCAGGAAAUGUUAGCUCAGUUUUGCAUCUGAAGUUUAGGUAGGCUGCUGGUUUAGAUACGCAGGCUGCUCUCUCUCUUGGUUUGGCUCUCUCCCUGAAACACACUCUUUCUCUCUGGCCUACCUCACAUUUUCCGCUUGCCUGCCUACCAGUGCUUGAGAACAGGAACUACAUCCAACUGACUGUUAAUUGGAGUUUCCAGAAUAUAAUGACAUGAAGGCUUUGAGAUUUGCUUGGGACUACAUAUGGACAUGCCUUAGUUUGAUUUCUUAGGCUAUCUAUGGCUCAUGGUUCUGGAUGGAUUCUUGCAAACACACCACAAUUUCAAACAUCUAAAGCAGUCAUAAUUUAUUCAGUGGUAUUUGUGAGCAUGGCAGAUUUUAAAAAUAAGUGGCACACAGCUACUGUAUAUGGUUUAGUAAACAAUUCAGCUACUGAAGUGUGGAUGAUAUUAGGAGUAUGAACUGAGGACUGGCUACACAAAACCCUGCCUUAUACUGAAUCAGAUCACUAGUCCAUGUAGCUCAAUAUUGUUCAUACAAUCUCCAAAGUUACAGAUGAGAUCUUUUCCAGCUCCUCUACCUGGAUAUGCUGGAAAUUAAGCCUGUGACCUUCUGAAUGCAAAACAUUUAUUGUAUUAGUGUAGGCCUUCUACGGAGUUCAGGUUUCAUGUAAAAAUAAAAAUAAUCAUACAUAAUAAUAAUCACAUGAAUACUAUUUAUCUGAGGAGCUGUCCUUUCAGUACCUCAACACUGCUGAUAUUUGUACACACAAAUGUAAAUUUACCGUGUCAAGACUGCAUUAUUUUGCCAAGUUUGAUCUGGACUGUUGAGUGAUCUAGCUCAUAAUUUUCCAAACGCUAAAAGGUCUUUGGGAAGGAAAUCAUAUUAGAAUAUUGUGCUUGGACAUGAAAUCAUUCAUCAGAUCAGUUUAACAUGUCAGCAUUCAAAGGAAAAGUCCACCCAUGUUGAUUUAACUAUGUAAAAACUGUGUGAGAGAUGGCCUGAUAAGAGGGUUAGGUUACUUACUGAGAGGUGGUUGUAAGUAAUCUGUUUUGCAUCACCAUGCUGAUUGCUAGUACUGGUCUGGAAUGUGCAAAAUCCUAAAUUAGAUGUAUGUAUAUACUGGGCAUUUUUGCAUCCAAGAGUGCAAAUGUGUAUGAGCAACUAGCACAUUUAAUUCAGGAAAAAUAAAGCAGGUCAUGCAUCCAAACGUGUACUGAAAUAGAAUAUUAAGUCUUAAACCAUUAUUUUUCAAAUAAAUAAAGACUGCUUUUUGUUUUUGCAAAAUCAGAAAAGAUAUAGCCAUGUAGAUAUGUAUUUUGCAAUAAAGCUUUGAAGGAGAUUUGUAUUAUGCAUAAAUACAUCUGUGUUUGUACCAAAAACUACAAAAGCACCAUAUAAAGAGGGGUGAGGGAGAGAGAUGUUCUGCUGGCAUUCAUAUCAGCCCGCCUCCCAGUAUAUAUCACAUAACUCAGUUAAAGUGGUACUAUGAUGACAGGAACCAACCAGAAAGCACCAUGCAAAUCAGAAUACUGUAUCCUGUACCAGCUGCUCUGUUGCUAGCUGGUUGUUAUAGUGAUAAACUGAGGCCUUGCCUCUUGGCUUCUCCUUGAAAGAAAAACCUUUAAUUUCUCAAGGGAAGGAAAAGAAGCGAAGGGGGAGAAGGCGGGGGAGAGAAUUACAUGAGAAAGGAAAACAUUAUCUGACUGAGAAGAGAAUAGCAGAGAGGGCAUCACCGCAAGCAGCAUUCACUGGCCAUGCCAGUGCUUGCAACUAAUGCUGAGUCAGAAACAGGUAUCCCAACAUCCCUUUCUAAUGAGCUUCCUUCAGAAACCAUGGAGGAGAUAGAACACACAUGUCCUCAGCCUCGACUGGUAAGUAAGAGACAAAAGGAUACAUUUAUUUGUCACCCUUUGAGCUCUUUGUCUUAUUAGGAUGUAAUGAAAUCAGUACUUUAUAGCCUGAAUAGAAAUUAGAAAACAGCUUCAUCCAUUUUAGCUCUUUGUGUUUAUUGUCUAUAUUGUGAAAAUGUGUAUUGCAAAGUAUUAAUUAUAUCUACUGCAUUAAGAAAGACAAUUUAGGGAUUGUUGCAUGUUUCUCUCUUUCAACUGAGUGUCUCGAGCUAUGCAAAAAUAAAAUUAAAAAAUGGUGCUUUCCCCAUCCCUUUGUUAGGUUCAGAUUGCAACAGAACUCUUCCAUUACUCCUUGCCUGUUCUUUGCCUUUCUGCUGUUUUAAAAAAUGAAAUGGCAGGGAAGAAGGGAUUUAAUCAUCAAAAAAGCAAAAACUGCCUUUUAGAGAAACACUGGAAAAGAAUGUAACAGAUCUCACUUUUUGUUUUGGUUUUCAGGGAUUCCAGUGUGCACAAAAUGGAUGAUAUUACUUUCAAGCAGUUGAGAGCAUAUGAGUUGGGACAGUAGCAUUAGGAGAAAAUCUGCAUUUCUUCAGUAAUUAAUCUAUAGAAACUGUGUUUGUAAGGAAGCUAGCUGCAUAUAGAAUUAAGCAUUCCUUCCUCACUGCAUGGAGGCUGUUCUGAAUUAGACCAGCACCCACUUUGAAUAUUUUCAUUACCAUUGUUUCACAUAUACAUUUUGUAUCAAUCAAAAAUUUUGCUCAGAUUUUUUAUAAGGGGGGGGAUAGAGAGUUCAGCUUGGUGGUUCUCUGAAGUUGUUCGUUGCAUAAGUUAUGCUUGAGAUACUAUAAGAGCUACUAUGAAAGGUUUGCAUUGUAAGAGAUGAGUGCACUAGCAUAUUAUAAUUAGGAAGGGUAAAAAAAUGGCCUCUGAUGUAUGUGAAUAGGAUUGGGUUCACUUCCAAAAGUAAGUAAGCUACACUACUAGGCCAACUUACCUGGGAGUCAGUGCUACUUAUUCUAUAAGGGGUACAUGAAAAGGAUAUCUAGCUUUAUCCUAACCAUGCCCCAGCAAUCUAAUACGAAGUACCCUGGGGGCUACAUACUGUUUUCCAUAGCAAUAAAUACUUUCCCCAUUUUCCUUUCCUAAAAAGUAGUUUAAUCACUCCCAUCACUGCUUCCUGAGAAAGCAAAACACAGGCAGCCAAUUUGCCAAGCUGUCACUGUGACGUAGGCAGUAGUUUAAUACUUUCCCAUGGAGAAUAUUAAACACUGAAAUGGAAUAAUAACUUUGAUUUUUACCAGUGUUUAAACAAUCAUUUAAUGCUUACAUUCAACUUUCUAUUUUAGACGCUAUUAAAAUUCCAUAAUAAUUGAUGAACAUGACUUAAAUUAACUUUUUAAUAGGGAUGAGUUGGGGGUUUUUAAAAAAUGUUUUGUUUAAAGCAUGGAGAUGGUUACAGACAUUUUGCAUUGAAUUGUGCUUAUGAUAACUGUUAAAGAGUUUCCUGUUGCAACCUCAUGCACAACAAAAAUAUCCUGGAAUAUAUUAGAAUCCCAUCAUCAGACAAGAAGAAUGAAAAUAAUAUAUUUAUUUGUUUAUUGUUUCUUUAUAUCCUGCCUUUCCUGCAAGGAGCUCAAGGUGGCAUACAGAGUUCUCCCUGUUCCCAUUUUAUCCUCACAACAACUCUAUGAUGUAGAUUAGGCCAAGAGAAGUUGACUGGUCCAAAAUUACCAAGUGAGCUUCAUGGCUGAGUGUGGAUUUGAACCAGGUCUAGUGUGAACUUGAUACUUACAUAUGCAUUUUGCCUAUUGUUGUAGCAUUCAUCUGGGAAUGUUUAUUGCUUCAAGAACUAUAUUAAUAUUACCAGAGUUUGUUUUCAAUUUCCACAGCAUUUUGAAUGAAAUACAGGAGCGACACUGUGUGAAUCAAGAUUUAUGAAACACUUUAACUUCUAACAUAAGCAUAUGGUGGGACUGUACAUAUUCCUAUCCAUAAUCUAAGUCCUGUAUGAAAUAAAUAUGCUGUUAGCAAGGGUCAAGAAAAUACAGCUUUCAUUUGGUCGGGAUUCAGCAAGAAACAUUUAUUGAAGUGGUAGAGAAUAAAUAGGACAAUGCAGGAAAUGGCUUUGUACAUACAGUGGUACCUUGGGUUACAGAUGCUUCAGGUUACAGAUUCCGCUAACCCAGAAAUAUUACCUCGGGUUAAGAACUUUGCUUCAGGAUGAGAACAGAAAUUGUGCUACGGUGGUGCAGGGGCAGCAGGAGGCCCCAUUAGCUAAAGUGGUGCUUCAGGUUAAGAACAGUUUCAGGUUAAGAACGGACCUCCGGAACGAAUUAAGUACGUAACCAGAGGUACCACUGUAUAUUGGAGUUGUUUGAUUGAAAUCAUCCCACAUGAAAAUUGUGGUCUGUGUUUGAAACCUCAGAAUAUAGACAACAUAGAGAACUAGUAGGAUUCUGAAAGAGUUCCCAUGCCAACUGAUUCUGGGCCUCUAAACUCAAAAGGAUCAGAAAAUUACAAGGCUCCCUCCCCUCCCUGCUCACUGAAGCAAGGUCUACAGGAGCAAAUGGCCUACAAUAACCCUUUCAGAUAAAAAAAGAAUUAGAAAACAAAUAAGGAUACAGAAUUGUAUAUGCUCUUUCCCUCUAAUGUUAGAUUCAGUUUAAAAACUGCAAUCCUCACCAUCUAUUACAAUUGGCCAUUCUUCCUGGGGUUUGUGGGAAGUGAAAUCCAACAUUUAGUCUCCACACCAGCUCUAGUGGUGCUGGGGAUAUGUAUAUAAGAAUAUUUAGAUGGUUGCCAGAGAAACACUAAAGUUGUGAGCUUUAUUCAAUUAUGUUGGUUUCACAUGGAAGUGCUUUCACACAAGGAGUUUGCCACACAAAAUCUGAGGGGGCAUAGUCACAAGAGAAAGCCACACCCCAUGACAGAGGUAGCUAAUGUGGUGGACAGCAAGUCCCAUACAGCCCAACAACAUCCAGAGGACACAAUGUUAGCUAUCCCUGUCCUAUGAAUUUCAGAACAUUUGAAGUGGCCUCUGGGAGCUUGGAAGUUUAUAGGCAAUGCACUAACAAAGUACUUCAUUAUCAGUCGUGUAGUUAGUUAUUUAACAGAAUUUAUAUACCACUUACAAAAGACCAGAUCCAGGCACUUUUGGAAGAAACUGAUUUUUUGGAUGCAUUUCAGUCGGGGUUUAAGGCCUGGUUUUGGCACAGAAACUGCUCUGGUCACCCUGUGUGAUGACGUCUGUCGAGAAAGAGACAAGGGAACAUGUCCCUGUUAAUUCUUCUCAACCUCUCAGUGGCUUUUGAUACCAUUGACCAUGGUAUCCUUCUGGAGCGACUGUCUGAACUAGGGGUAGGCGGCAUCGCUUUGUGGUGGUCCCAGUCCUACUGGGAUGGUCGUUCCCAGAGGGUGUUGCUUGGGGAAUGCUUUUCAGCCCCAUGGAACCUUCACUGUGGGGUUCCUCAGGGCUCAGUCCUACCCCCCACAUUGUUUAACAUCUACAUGAAAUCGCUGGGUGGGGUUAUCUGGAGGUUUGGAGGAUGUUGUCAGCAGUAUGCUGAUGACACUCAGCUCUAUUUCUCCUUUACAUCUGCAGGUGAGGCAGUGGAAGUGCUGAACCAGUAUCUUGCCUCAGUAAUAGACUGGAUGAGAGGCAACAAACUGAAAUUCAAUCCAGAUAAAACUGAGGUACUGUUAGUGGGUGGUUCCCUAGACCAGAUGGGUGGGAGAUCACCUGCUCUUAAUAGGGUUACACUUCCUCUGAAGGAGCAGGUUUGUAGCUUGGGGUACUCCUGGAUCCCUUGCUAUCACUCGAGGCUCAGGUGGCUUCAGUGGCCCGGAGUGCCUUCCAUCAGCUUCAGCUGGUGGCCCAGCUUUGCCCCUAUCUGGACAGGGAUAGCCUAACUACUGUUGUCUAUGCUCUGGUAACCUCAAGGUGAGAUUACUGCAAUGCGUUAUACGUAGGGCUGCCUCUGAAGACGGUUUAGAAACUUCAGCUAGUGCAGAAUUCAGCAGCCUGGUUUCUCACCUGAGCAAGAGAGAUUGAGCAUAUUACACUGAUCCUGGUCCGACUGCACUGGCUACUAAUUAGUUUCUGGGCCAAAUUCGAAGUGCUAGCUUUGACCUAUAAAGCCUUAAAUGGCUCAGGACCACAAUACCUCAAGGACCGUCUAUUUCCAUAUGAACCUACCCGGACCCCAGGAUCAUCUUCUAAGGCCCUCCUUCGUGUGCCUCCUCCCUGAGAGGUCCGGAGGGUGGCAACAUGAGAACAGACCUUCUCUGCAGUGGCUCCCCGUCUAUGGAAUGCUCUCCCCAGGGAAAUUUGUCUGGUGCCUUCAUUAUACACCUUUAGGCGCCAGGCAAAAACAUUCCUUUUUAACCAGGCCUUUGGUUGAUUUGAUUGUCAUCCUAUGCCCUUUUAAAAUGUGGGUUUUGUCCCGGGGGGGUUAUUGGGUAGUUGUUUUUAUUUUGAUUAUAUAUUUUGUGGUUUUAUAUUUUGAUUUUAUUCUGUGAACCACCCUGAGAUCUCCGGGUAUAGGGCAGUAUAUAAAUUCAAUAAUAAUAAUAAUUUAUUGUUUGUACCCUGCUCACUCUGGGCAGCUUCCAGCAUAUAUGAAAACAUAGUAAAAUUAAACCUUAAAAAGCUUUCCUAUACAGGGCUGCCUUCAGAUGUCUCCUAAAAUAUAUAUAAUUACUCAUCUCCUUGACCACUGAUGGGAGGGCAUUCCACAGCGUGGGCGCAGCUACCAAGAAGGCCCUGCCUGGUUCCCUGUAGCUUCACUUAUUGCAGUGUGGGAACCGCCAGAAGGCCCUUGGUGCUGGAUGACAGUGUCUAAUCAGGUGUAGUAGAGCCACACAUUCAACCCAAAGUGGAAGCAAGAAUAAGGUAGAUACCAAAAGGGCAGAAUAUAAGCAUUUUUUUAUAUAAAAAAGUAGAGCAUUGUUUUCCAUUUUUCUUCCUUGAGAUAAUUCAUAUACCCUAUGUACACCCAGAGAUUUUGUGAGUAGAACUCACGUAUUUUAAGCUGCAAUCUAUGCAAAGCUACAUAUGUGGGAGUAAGUCCACUUGAAUUUGGUGGGACUUAAAUCUGAGUAGACAGGUAUAGGCUUGCAGUGUUGCUCACUGGAGUGAUGAGAGAACUUGUGUCCUGUUACAAACCAGCAGAGGGAGCUUAUGGAGCAAGGCAACAGGAAUAGCUUAGAUCACAAUUGGAAAUGAACGGAGGCCUUUUGAGCCUCUGCCUCCAGUCCACCUGCCCUUGGUGUCAUCCCCUUUCGGGGAACUAAAGUCACUUAAAGUGUGAACCCUCUGGCUGAAAAUGGGUCCUUUCUGCAUUCCAUGACCUCCUACCUGGUACACUCCCAGUGCCACUGAACCUGCAAGGGCAGACCCUCCAAGUGUCCCUAUUUUCCAAGGACGUCCCUGAUUUAGAGAAGCCGUCCCGGUUUCUGAUUUGAUUCCGGAAUGUCCCACUUUGCCUUAGGAUGUCUUCAUUAGAGAAAUGUUGGAGGGUAUGGAGUUAUCUGAACCCCAAGCUGUCUGAAGGCAAUUCUGCAUAGUGAAGUUAAAAAAAAAAUGUUAAAUUUUUUAUGUUUUUAUAUAUGUUGGAAGCUGCCCAGAGUGGCUGGGGCAACCCAGUAAAAUGUGUGGGAUGUGGGUGGCGCUGUGGUCUAAACCACAGAGCCUAGGGCUUGCCUAUCAGAAGGUCGGCGGUUCGAAUCCCCACAAUGGGGUGAGCUCCCGUUGUUCAGUUCCAGCUCCUGCCCACCUAGCAGUUCGAAAGGACGUCAAGUGCAAGUAGAUAAAUAGGUACUGCUCCGGCGGGAAGGUAAACAGCGUUUCCGUGCACUGCUCUGGUUCGCCAGAAGCGGCUUAGUCAUGCUGACCACAUGAGCCGGAAGCUGUAUGCCGGCUCCUUCGGCCUAUAGAGAGAGAUGAGUGCCACAACCCCAGAGUCAUCUGCAACUGGACCUAAUGGCCAGGGGUACCCUUACCUUUAUAAAUAAUAAAAUUAUCAUUAUGGAAUGGGAUGUCCCUGUUUUCACUGGAGAAACGUUGGAGGGUAUGCAAGGGAGUGUGGGAGGCACUUAGUUCCUCUGACUUAGGGAUAUUCACCUGUGAGGGCCCUAACUCAGGUUCUAUGUGUCCUGGUUCAGAGAAGCCUUGGGUUCAGUGGUCCCAUGAUCACCAGCAUCAGGCUCUGAGCUAGAACUCAGUCUGGAUCCUUCCAGAUCAAUAAAGUAUUGGUUGCUGCAAACUUUAGUGCAGCACUAGCCAGACCAAUGGGAAGCAUUAAGAAAACUUUGACGCUAAAGGCUUGAAGACUAUUCCCUCUGAUAAGCUGUAAUGCUAGCAUAAACUGUUCAGUGGGUGGCAAAGGAAGGCCUUUCAGAAUUCCCAAGCAUCCAUAAUCAAAAAGCUUUCCCUGUUCUACCAAGCAAGGAGAGAGAUGCAAGAGUGGGGGUGGGGGGCGGAGAAACGACCACGAAACAGGUCUAUUUUCUUUAGGUUAUCUCCCAGGAAACAGCCUUUUACUAGCUAAGUCAAAAUUAUCAUCUUCUAGGCCUGGGACCAUAGCCAUUAUUGUUUUAACAUCUCUACUUUCCUCUUUAUCCCAGCGUGAAACCACAUUGGACUGGAUGUUGUGUAACUUCACCUUGCUUAGAAAUAAAAAGGCAGUUAAGCACUCAACUAUUAUAAAGACACAAGGGGGAAAGACAGUGAUUAGAAAAUAUAGGAAAGAGCCCAGACUGUAUGGUCAUGUAUAAUAAAAAAGAAACACUGUGCUCCAUGGUGAGUCAGUUUCUACAAAACCCAACCCUUAAAGUUUGAUUUAAGUGUACAUUGCACAUCAGAAGUAGUAGUACUAGGUAUAUGUAACAGAUUUUACACGCUUAAAAAUCCCUUUAAUGUUACUUUCCCCACAUGUUUAUGUAACAGAUAGCAGUAGUAAUGAACAAGAUGUUUUCUUUGCCCUAAUUAUUCAAUUCUCUUUUAUGGCUCUCAAGACUUUUAAAGAGCAGUUAAAGGAUAUGAUAUGACACCAGAGCUCCAGAAAAGACAAAAAUAUUUUAGUGCACGGAAAGACAGCACUAGCUCUUCUCAUCUGGGCCAUAGAUUUUAUUGGGAUUAAAAGCUAAACAACACAUUUGAGGAAAAUCACAUGGUACAGUGCUCCUGGUUUGCGUCAUCUAAAAAUGCAGAAUGUCUAGACUGACCCGCCUCAUUUUUUAUUAGAAAAUGAUAUCCCUUCUUAAGCAGCUAUUCAGGCCCAAUGGAAUGGCUCCCAGAAGUCAAUGUAGAGUUGAAAUAUCAAGUCUAGAAUGGGAUGUAUCUGGUUCUUGUUAAGAAAGCUUUCUGUUCCUAAAGGACUGCUUUGAAAACAUAAGCAAGAAAAAUUGUGACUUUCUAUAGUAAAUCACACCCCAAACAGGAAGGAUCAAGGGCUCUUAUAAUCCUUCUCUUGUCUGAAAGGACAGUAGCAAUUAUUUUCAUAUGCCACAAAGUUGGUUACCUUGUCUGCAGCUCUCUAGGACAAAAUCAUAUUGAGGAAAAGGGUGUGGACUCUUGAAGAGGAUGUGUGUAUGGGCAAGCCCAGUUUAUUCCCAGUCCCUGUUGGGCAGAACUGUUGGUUUUUCUGGGCAGCAAAUUCACCCAUCAAAGCAUAUCUCCAAAUUAACAAGAAAUAGGGGAAAGCAUUGAUGGUUAAGACACAUCCUCUGCUGUUAACCCCCCUGCCUUCUGGAAAGGUUUUUUGGUGUUACAAGGAGCUCCAGGCACAAGAAGGGGAAUAGAAAAUAUUGGUUGUGCAAGCUGCCUUCUGUUGACACUGCCAUUGGACACAACCAGCAGCAGAGCAUAUGCUCACACUGCCCAGGGCGGGUGCGCUCCUGAGGGGGGUGUGGUGCGAAGGGUGCCCUCCCUGGCACGGGAUAGUAUGUUUCCGAGCACAGUUCAAAGUGUUGACCUUUAAAGCCCUAAACAGCCUCAGUCCAGUAUACCUGAAGGAGCGUCUCCACCCCCAUCAUUCUGCCUGGACACUGAGUUCCAGUGCCAAGGGCCUUCUGACGGUUCCCUCAUUGCGAGAAGUGAGGUUACAGGGAAUCAGACAGAGGGCCUUCUCGGUAGUGGCGCCCGCCCUGUGGAACGCCCUUCCACCAGAUGUCAAAAAGAAAUACAACUACCAGACUUUUAGAAGACAUCUGAAGGCAGCUCUGUUUAGGGAAGCUUUUAAUGUUUAACAGACUAUUGUAUUUUAAUAUUUUGUUGGAAGCCGCCCAAAGUGGCUGGGGAAACCCAGCCAGAUGGACGGGGUAUAAAUAAUAUAUUAUUAUUAUUAUUAUUAUUAUUAUUAUUAUUAUUACUGCCACUUGGGGGCCCAGAGCAGUGCAUGCGCUCUGAAGCCAGGGGCGGAGCGAGCCGCCCAUGGCGGACAUUCGGUGUGCUGCCUGCCCGUGACUCCCAAGCCUCCCCCAAGCUGUCAAAACAAAGGGGGAAGGGGGAAAUGCUGCCGGCAAAACGGCACAGCUCCCCUCCUUACCCCGACGGCUCUGGGUAGUCUUGGGAGUCGAGGACAGGCGGUGGGUCAAAUGUCACCCCCCUCAGUGAGGUCACUCGGGGCGGUCCUCCCCCACCUCCCCCCUUCCUACGCCCCUGGACACAACCCUUAAUAUUUGUCUCUAACAAGACCUUAAAUCAGAGCUUUCCAAACUGUGUGUCACGACACAUGAUUAGUGUGUCAGCUGCAGUGUGUAGGUGUGUCACACAAACACUCCCCACACUCCUCCCAGGGCUGGAAAGGGGUUAGUUUAACCCCGGUUUGCUAGUAAAACUGAAUUACUGUACUGCAAAAUGAUGCAUGUCUAAAAAGUGUAUAAUUAACAUGAAAAGUUUGAAAAGCUCUGCCUUAAAUGGUGCCCUCCAGAUGCUGUUGGAUUACAACUCCCAUCCUUCUUGUUCAUUGGCCAUGCUGUCUGGGGCUGAUGGGUAUUGUAGUCCAGCAACAUCUGAAGGCUACCACCUUGGUUACUCAUGCCUUACAAUCCUUGGCUGUUAAGUUUUGUUUUGUUCUUUUAAAGCUAUGUUCAGAAAUACUCUGCUGUGUAGCGUACCUCUGAAAGAUGCCAGUCUUACUAUAUUGACAGCUGUACAGAAGAAGCAAACAUGGGAAAAAUAUCUAUUGUAACCAGCAUCCUAAGAAUGAAGCCUCUCUUGCUCACAGCCUGAAGCCAGUGAGAGAGUGACUUGAAAUCGGCAUGCAUACUUCCAAAAGCUGGACUAAAAACGAACUCCUUCUAGGAGUUAAAAAAUAUAUAUGCAAAUCUCUUCAAGACUGAAACAACAUACUUUGUUCCCAUAUCAAGUGCUUCUGUGUGAUGAUAAUGAGCAAAAAGGUCAUGCACAUAGCAAUAAUUAACAAUAUGUUUUGGUCCACCCUACCCCACCCUACCCCGAUCUGCCCUUCCCUGUCUCUAGACUUUGUCUGCACCUGCUCCAUUUGCAGGUGAUACAAGCUGCCAGUGCAAAGCCCCCCAUGAGAAGCUAACUAUUGCUCAGGCCCGCCUUGGAACACCAGGUGAGUCUUCUGGAUUUAUGAAAUAUAAAUCAAUUUCAUGGAAUACAGCUUCGAUACUUGCCCUUGCAGGUAGAUUAAGAAAAAUGUAAAAGAUGUUUAUUUCAUUGCUUAGUUGUUUAUUUAAUUGUUUAGUUAAUUGCUGCACAUGCUUUUUAUUGUACCUAUGUUAAAGUAAAAAAAAAAAGUGAAAGGUGAUAUAUAUGUAAGUGUUGACAACCUCAGCUGAAUUUUGUGACUGUCUUUAGGUAGAAAAAGAGGUUUGGAACCAAUAUUUUUCAGUCUAUUAUAUUCUCAGGAGAGUUAAGUUUAGGGAAUGAGUCUUCCUGUAAGCACAGUUUUCUUUUCAUGGACAAGGAAGAAAGUUUGCUACUCGUAGAUCACAUACAUUAGAAGAAGUGGGAUAUAGAUAUAGAUAGAUAUAGAUAUAUUUCCCAUGCUUCCAACUUGUACCAGUGAAAACUGACAGUCGCAAUAUUGGUCUGGAAUUGUCAAUGUGUGAAUGCUGAAAUUAAUCUAAUAUGAGAUAGUCAUUAUAAUGUAUGCAUUUGUCUGUUCGUAGAUUACAGAGAGUACAUUUGUAUAGAUAGAGCAUAUGGACAGUGGGGAAUAAAAUUUGAUCCUAUCAUAAAAUGUUAGGGUGAAAGGGAGCAACUUCUAUCUUAGCUAGAAACUCACUAACCAGCCGUGGCAUGCUGAUAUUAAAGGAAACCACCAAAUAUCUGAAAUAUUCUACAAGGAAGUAUUAUUUUUAAAAAAAAUAUCUCUAUAUGCUUUACAUCUUAGGAGAGUUCUGCAUUUUAGCUCUGCCAUACACAUAUGGUCCAAUGAUGUACACUUAACUUACGUAAAUUCUUCAAACUGGUAGCUUAUUUCUACAUUGUUUCUGUUCUUUUGUCCUAAUCUGGACUAAUUCACAAAAUUUGGGAGUAGGGGUGCUUGAAUAUACCCAUUUUUUAUUUUGAAUAUCUGUAGCCAACAAUACCUCACAGUAGUCUGACACAGAUUUGAGGUACGCUUCUGCUUUGACCUGGACAUUGUUUCCUUGCCCCCACAGUGGACAGACCUGUCAGAGUCUAUGCAGAUGGAAUAUUCGACCUCUUCCAUGCUGGCCAUGCUAGAGCUCUUAUGCAAGCCAAAACUCUGUUUCCUAAUAGCUACUUGUUGGUAGGAGGUAAGGCCAGCAUUUGAAUAAAUAUUAUCAUUGGGUUGAUCAUAUCUGUGGUGCAGUCUUUACGAACAUGCUCAGGAGGUUGCUAGUUUGAACCCACCCAGAGGCAAAACACUGUGAAACAGCAGGAGGAGGAAGCUACUGCCCACAUGUUGCGCUUUUGAGCUUCCCUUAGGCAUCUGUUUAGCCACUGUGAGAAAUGGGAUUUUGAACCUUAUGCCUUUGAUCUGAUCUCCAUAUAAUGUGUAUUGAAUUCCGCCCCAAUGCAAGUACAUUAUUGGCUGUGGCUGUACGGUAGUUAAUCUCAGAUCUGAUGGGAAUGAAAUCAGGAAGAAUUUUAAAUUAAGAUUUAAUCAAGAAUCAGUUUCUGGUUCUUCUUUCUUAAAUCUCAUAGAACUAUCAUGAUAGCAUGAUGUUAAGUUGUGGGUAGACAUAGCAGACGACACAGCGAUUCUUCCAAAGCAGCUCUUUAUUUGUAAGCUGGAACAGAACUGACUGAGGAGCUCAGUCAGCCUGCUUAUAUAGAGCUCCAGAACAAUGUAACUGUUGUCAUUUUCUAAAACUAUCCAAUCACUGAACGUCACUUUCGAUCCUUCAUUUGCAUACAAACUAUCCAAUCACUGAACAUCACUUUCGAUCCUUCAUUUGCAUAACUAUCUACAGUAUCCCCCUGCUGGCCCAGGGUGAGAACUUCAGUACAUAACACAUGAGGUGCACUGAAAACCAUCUUAUCCAAGCUUCUGUGCUGGGGCAUAAUACUACUUUGUUCACCAGUUGCUGGCAUUGAAGGAUGGCAGUACUUGUAGUGGAAAGGAAGCUAAGAGACCCAUACAUAUAUCUCAAUCUGAGCCUCAGAUGGCUAAGUGAGUUUUAGAAAAGUCUAAUUACAGCAGAAAAGACACAUGGAGCUGUUGCAGAUAGCAAAUUACAAUAGACCUGCUACUUAAGCAGGGAUUACAUUCCUGGGAAACCAAAAUUGAAUAUAGUCAAAACACACUUAGUGCAAUGGUGGGUGGGUGGGAUUGCCAAAGUCCCACCCCCCCGGAUGCCACCCCCCCUUCUGCCCCAUUUUUUAUUUAUUUUGCAAAGUGCUUAAAGCUGAAUGAGCACAAGUUAAAUGCAAAUAACAACAACAACAAUUUAUACCCCACCCAUCUGGCUGGGUUUCCCCAGCCACUCUGGGCGGCUUCCAACAGAACACUAAAAUACAAUAACCUAUUAAACAUUAAAAGCUUCCCUAAACAGGGCUGCCUUCAGAUGUCUUAUGCCUUAAGCAUGCUGGCCUACUGUACAUGGUGCAUGUAAUCAGAGCAUCUGAUUCUUUUCCAGUUGUGCUGCCAGAUAAUUUGAACUGCAGCCCAAUCAUCUUUGAUUAGCCUGUAUCAAGGCACAGAGUUGAUGCAACCAUCUCUUGUUACAUCUUGUUUGUAACAUCUAUUUGGGGGGUUGUUUUGUUUUAAUUUCACAGUCAUGAACAAGUAUGAUUUAGUUUGACAAUUUAACUGAGAAAAGAUAGCUUUGAAGAAUUUCUAACCAAACAGGUGUACUACAUUUUACAGAGCCUGUGCUGUUCUGUUCUGAUUUUUUCAUGUGCGUAUGUCAGUUUGCAGUGAUGAUCUAACCCAUGAGUUCAAAGGCUUCACUGUAAUGAAUGAAGCAGAGAGGUAUGAGGCCCUCAGACACUGCCGCUACGUUGAUGAAGUAAUCAGAGAUGCUCCGUGGACACUCACACCGGAGUUUCUGGAAAAACAUAAGGUGCCUUUCUCUCAUUGUUCAACAGAUGAGGAAGGGGUGGGGAGCUUAAUGAGGUUGCUGAUUUUUGUUUAGAAUAUGAAUCUGGCAUGCAUAUAAAGCAUGCCACUCUUCUGAACUGGACCAUUUCCCUCUUUCUCUUAGUUCCUUUCUGGCUCAAACUGUAAUCCAAGCUAGAAAUUUGACCUCCCAUACUUGGCUGUGGCAAUGGCAGCAGCAGCAAGGGAUGUCUUUCCUCCCCUCUACUUUCCUUGAGAUGCAGGUGCUAAGGUUGGGAGGAAUCCUCAUUUUCCCAGGGGGCAUUUCAAGUGCAUAUGAAGGGAGCAGGAAAUGAGACCUCACUCUCUUUCUGUCACCACCAAACAAAGAAAGAAAUAAAAAAAUGAAGAAAGAGAAAGAAGCAGAAGCAGAUAGAUAAGUGGACUGAGGGCUCAUUGGGGGCUGGAAAAGCAAUUGAGACCCCAUCACACUCCUAAAAACACUGCUCAACAAUAACAAUAGAUCAUGGCCAAUAAUAUUACCAUAGGUGGUCACUCCACGUUUUUGGAAUAGCCCCAAUUUAGUGGCGGCUUUGUGUUUUGAAGCAAGCACUCUCAGAUAUUGUGAAAUACUUUUCCUUUAGCAAGUUCACUGAUAUUAACAUAAUAGCUAAUUCAGGCAUGGGACACCUGUGGCCAUCCAAGUGUUGUUCGACUGCAACCCCCAUCAUCCCUGACCACUGGCCAUGCUGGUUGGGGCUGAUGGGAGUUGCAGUCCAACACCCAUCUGGAGGGUGAAACAUGUUUCAUUGCUGAGCCAAUCUGUGCAAGCGAUAGGAUGUGUGGAAGUGAUUAUAGCCAGCGUCAGGUUCUUUAUUGGUAUCACUUACACAAAUAUAAAGCAUUUCUCUAAAAGAAAGGUUCAUAAUUAAACCAUAAUCUCAUGUGCUACAUAUUAAUCACAACCACCAAUUAACAAUAGCCUAAAAUGUCUUAGGUUAUUACUGCAAUGCAUAUUUCUUUAAGUUCAUAAGAAAGCUGGUAGAAGCAAGUAAAUAAGUUAUGCUUUAAAAUUAACAACCAAGCCUUUAAAAUUAACAACCAAACCUAAUUUCAUUUCUUCAUUUUUCCAUGUAUUCCAGAUUGAUUUUGUAGCCCAUGAUGACAUUCCAUAUUCUUCUGCUGGUUCAGAUGAUGUUUACAAGCAUAUAAAGGAAGCAGGUGGGUGCCAGUUUAUACUUUCACUACGUGUUUUUAAAGUGGGCAACCUUUUUUAGACUGAGGGCCACAUUCCCUUCUGGGCCACAUUCCAGGAGCCACAGAGGCUAGAGGAUAAAGUGCCCAGAGCAACAAGUGUAAAUUUUGCCCUUGAACAGUAGGCUAGUUUCUACACAGAGUCUUCUGAAUUUUUUGUGAGACAGUGAAUUCACACUACAUCCUCUUAAGGAGAAUUGGAAUCUUUCCACCAUCUUUAUUGGGGUCAAUAUUGAUCCCAAGAGAACAAAUUAAGUUCCUGUGUGAUGACAGAAAUCUCUUUAAGUUGUUAUCAGCACAAUUAACAGUGCCAAAGAGCAAAGUAUUUAAAGUUCCAUUCCUGAGCUUUGUAGAGGACACCGCUCAGGUUGUUGUUCCAAGAUUUGCCUUACUGGAGAACGGAAGAUUAGAAAUAAGCAAAUUAUUACUUGUCCUUUUGAUUGCUCAAGCAUUCAAGGAAAUUCAAUAAACAAACAAACAAACACAUGAUGUCCCGAAUUGGGCAGAUAGUUUGGCAAGUAUUUAAAUAAAAUAAAAAAUCAAGGGCCAGAAUGAGGCCAUUCUUAAACAAAUGAUUCUUAUAUGACAGUUGGAGGUUAAUCAUUGCUCUUUUCCCUUUUCCUUUCUAAUCAGGAAUGUUUGUACCAACUCAGAGAACUGAGGGCAUAUCAACUUCAGAUAUUAUUACGAGAAUUGUACGUGAUUAUGAUGUUUAUGCCCGCCGCAACCUCCAGAGGGGAUACACUGCUAAGGAGUUGAAUGUCAGCUUUAUUAAUGUAAGUACAUUGGUCUCUUAAGUCAUAUUCAACGUCGAAAUUGGAUUAUAACCCACCUUCUGCCCAGAAGAGGGACAUGCCAGAACAGGGACAAGGUCUAGGAAGCCCAUAUAUAUAUACACACUCGGCUCUUCAUCAGCCCAAUGUCUACAGUCAGCCAUCAUUCUAGACUGAGAAAACUGAAUGCAAGUACCAAAUUCUAUCCACUAAACUAAGACACAACACCUUCCAUUGGUUCCACCUACCCAAAGCUCCUCACACGGUUCUGCCUUUCCUAUCAGCCAAGAUAGCUAAAUGGAACCUCCAUGAUCAGAAUCAGUAUGCCUCUGAAUACCUGAUUCUGGUGGGAAACAGCAUGCUGUUGCCCUCAUGCCCAUCAUGCAAGCUUCUCAGGCAUAUUUGCCUGGCCACUGUUGCUUAAUAAAAGAUGAAAUUAUUUAUAGUGUUUCCAAACAGCUUUGCUAUUAAAAUACUCAGAAGUAUCAAAAAACUCAAGCCAUGUGUGUUUAAUAAGCGCAAAGGAUUAAAAAGAGCACAGCAGCAGUGAACAGAAUGAAAGACCUGACCAGUAUCAAAGAUAAACAGUAGCCUGGUUAACGCAUAAAGUUAAGCAAUUAUUUGUGUAGUCACAAGUUGUCCCACAGACUAAUAAAUAAAUUGUAGGUUGUUUUUCCAAAGUUCAGUUUGCUUCGCAGCUUCUCUUGCCUUAUGCCUUUGGGUGAGCAUCUGGGGUAGCAAAAGAUGGUAGUCCUCCAUUCCAUGUAGAGACACCCAGCAGACACGCAAUUGGACUGUAGUUCAAUACUGUCCAUGACAGCAUCCUCCACUACACCUAAAGCCAGCAGGUUGGCUCAGGUUGAGAGUCUUACUUAAAGUACUAUGUUGUACUAGUCACCCCAUCAUGCCUCUGCUAUACUAGCCAUCUACCCAACAGCUGCAGUGCUGGACUUAUACCACUUCAUAAAGAGGAUUUCAAAACAGGCUGCAAGUAAUAAAUGGGUGCAGAUAACUGGAGACAGAUAACAGUUAUUCCCUUCUCCCCCAAUGUGAUAGUUUCUGUCUGUACCCUCUAUAAUCUGGAGCAAUAUAGUCUUGAACUAGCAGGACCUGGAACAAAAUUAUUUAUUUUCAUGUUUACCAGGAGAAGAAAUACCGCUUUCAGAACCAGGUGGACAAAAUGAAAGAAAAAGUGAAGAAUGUGGAAGAAAAGUCGAAAGAGUUUGUGAACCGAGUGGAAGAAAGAAGUCAUGAUCUCAUUCAGAAAUGGGAAGAGAAGUCUAGAGAAUUUAUUGGGAACUUUUUAGAGCUGUUUGGGCCAGACGGAGCUUGGGUACAUACUCUAAACUGUGCUUUAUAUUUACUUCCAUCUCCCUUAAUAUCAGUAGAGGCUACAACAAGUUGCAGCAGGAUUUACAACAGACUGCUUUUGCAAAUUCUGUGCACUGUAAAUAUUCAUAUUAGGAAAACAUACCUGAUACACAUUAGGAAACGUUUAUAGUCUUUUUUCAGAGGCAGUGUGUAGUUAAUUUGGACUUGGAAGAUUUAAAUAAUAUAGCCAUAGAUAAGCCACAGUGUUUUAGCCACAGCUUGUAAAUCAGUAAAGUGGGACCCAUUAAAUCGUAUGAACAUUUGAAGCUACUUUGUGUUGCCAGACCAUUGAUCAAUCUAGUCUGGCUAGGUUGACCAAGUUUCUGACUUUUAUCGAGGAAAAUCCUCUGCUUGAAGGGGUGCCCACUCCAAGUACAGUGUAAUGAUAAUGAAACCAUGAGAACAGCGGCACUAAAAUUGCCCAUCAUCAGUUUGCACCUGGACAAAGCAUGCCCUUUGCCAUCAUUUUUUUUUUUUACCACAAGUUAGGAUUUAAAAAGCACUUUGCACACUAAAAGCUGCUAUGUAAAGCACUAAGACUGGUCCUAAGGAGGUGCAGUUGUUGUGUAUGACUGCACACUGACUUAUAGACUGAAAGUUCAAAGAGGAAACAAUUUUUGUUUCUUGUGUGAUUGAGAGUGGCAGCAAUGACAGAGCAAGGAACUAGAAGCAAUUUUACAUGAAGGCCUUUGUAGUGCCAAGCCACAUAAAAUUAUCCACUGAAGAGUGAAAUCAGAGGUGGCAUUGUUCUAAAGAAAAGCUUAAUGACAGUAAAGCCCAUGUGUCCUGGGGGAGGGGGGAAAUUAAGUCCAUGUCAGCAACUGCAAAAGGUGAGCUUUUUCAUGAUAACUUGCUAUUACUGUCAAAAUUGUUAUUAACAUUAAUUUUCCAUAUCAGACAUGGCUUUCAGUGUUGACACUGCAUGCACAGGAAUAGUUCCAAGCGUGCUAACUUCUCAGACCAGCAAUGUGCAUCCAUUAAUACGCUAUUAUUAUAAUAACUAUUUGCGAAAUAAUACAUUCUGUGCCCACAUACAAUUUCUAGAAGUUAGGCAAGGAGUGCACAGUCCACUUAAAAUAAAAACGCCUAUAAAUUGUUCCAGUACUGUUUUGCUUCUAUUUUCCCAAAUUAGUUCGUAGUAGUCUCUAUAGCAGUAAUUCCCAAGCUUUGUGCAAGAACACACCAAUCUGCUGCUGAGACUGCUAGUGUGCUGAAAGAAAGAAAGAAAAUACUUAUUUUCCUCUCUGUUUGCUUUCCAGAAGCAGAUGUUUCAAGAGCGGAGUGGGCGCAUGCUUCAAGCCUUGUCUCCAAGGCAAAGCCCCACAAGCAGUCCAACACGAGGGCGUUCCCCAUCACGGUCUCCAUCUCCCCCUUCCCCCUGGCUCUUCAGAAAGGCUUCACCUCCUUCCUCCCCAAAAGCCGCCUCAGCAUCCAUUAGCAGCAUGAGUGAAGGAGAUGAAGAUGAAAAGUAAAAAAGGAAAGAGCAAGGUAAUGAGUAAAAAGAGGAGGGAGGAACCACAAUUGGUCCCACUAAUUCAGAAGUCAAGUGGAAAGAAUAAAGGGGGUAAAUGAGGUAUGAGAUGUUUCUUGAAAAGGAUGCGGCACCACACAGAUAAUGGAGCACAGAAGAUCUCAGCUACAGCACCGAUAUUUGCUGAAGAGGGAACUGCCAGACCAACAGCACACAAUGAAAGGAUAUGCAAACAUUUGACUCAUUUCUCAACAAUUAUCAACACUUCAUUGUGCGGUUGCAGUUGUUGUUGCUUGAGCACCUUGAAGAGUUAUGGGAAAUCCGGCACUGAAGGGGAACCAUGUGUCGUUUCAGACAAACAAAGCUGGUAUAUGGUACUAAGAGGCAUUCCCUUUGGCUACACAAGAUGCAUCAACAUUUGAACUCCAUUGCACAUUUGCUAAGAGCUGAACUUUUGAAAAUAAAGUACUGUCUGGAAACUGCAAAAGCUCCCACAGUGCAAACAAGGGAGAACAAUAAACUCUCCAAUCAAACCAUGUUUAUAGAACUUAACCUGUCUUUCACAAUGGACAUACUUUUAAUCUCUUAAGUUUGUUGAAUGUUGCUUGUUGAGCAGGCUUUUCUGUAGGGCCAGUUUAUUUUAAUGUGAACACAAAUUGUUUGGUCAUCUCUUACUAUGUUUUACUAAUGCACCCAAAACUAAUUUUCUUUUCUUCUUUUUUUGUAAGAGUUUAUUUCCUGAUGUUUGAGAAAGCUAUUUCAUAUCUGGGAAAUUUUAUUUAUUUUUGAUUAAUCUAUAAAAAGGCCAAUGUCCAGGCUAGCACCCAGUCAUCUAGUAUCCGCAGGGUUGAUUUUAAAAUUAUUUUCUCAAAUAAGAUUGUGAGUAGAAACUGAACAAGUUAACUGUUAAGAGGUCAGUCUCACGGGAUUGACUGAAAUGCUUUUUCAUUCUGGUUAAAUGUUUUAAUGUGUAAAUACCCAUGGGAAUCCAAUAGAAAAAAAGAUUACAUUAGAACUGCCUCUUCAUUACAGACCUUUGUAAAAUUGGAAGGUUUUAACAGUUCCACAGUGAAUUAUGCAUACAACUACAUUUUAUUCUAUCCUAUGCAUGAAUCGGUUUUUAAAAGAAAAUAAAACAUGCCCCCUAUUUUAUGCUCAAGAUUUAUUCAGCAAAUAGGUAUUCAGAAGAACAUAUAUAUAUUCCCUAUAUAAAGCCAGCCCAUACCUUUGUAACCUCCCUACAAUAACUUCUGAAACAUCUGCCACCAGCCUUUCUGAGUUCCUCCCCUGUUAAAAAGUGAUAUUACAAAGAGAAUGACGUUGUUUGUGAUCCUACAGCAGGCCUACAUAAUCUGUGACCCAUUAAACUGAAUGUAGUCUACUGACCAUGUAUCAGACCUUCUGUAAACCUCCUGGGUUUGCUUCCUUUCCCCGGAAUGCAGGGGAAUUGUUAGGCAGGUGACAAAUAACAAUAUGUAGCUGGUUAAGUUUAAGUUGUGCCCUACAGAUAAAUGAACUGGCUCACCUUUCUAAGGAAGCUGCUACACAUUAACUCUCU